CCCUGCACUCACACAGAUGUGAAUCGUUCCACUGAUUAGACAGGAAGUCUACAAAGUGUGUGUCUCCCGCUGUGACCUGCAUCAUUCAGUCAUGGUGACUCCACUCGUCUUUGGUUUGACAAUCCUGGUUGUUUUUGCAACAACUGUUGCUAAUGCAGAUAUUGAAGUGGUGUGUGGAAGAGACUCAGUGAGCGUGUCAUGGAGGAUCAGUGCUGACAUGGUGCCUCACGCCUCUCGUCUCUUCCUGGGGAGCUGCAUGGCGUCUAAACUAAACCGCCUGCCCAGCGGAGACGGAGUAGCUCUCUUCAACUACCAGUUUGCUGACUGCAAAUUUAAAAAACUGAUGAAAGGGAAACGUCUCUUCUAUCAGAGUGAGCUGACUUUCAGGCCGCAAGCCAAGCCAAAACCUGCUGCUUUUGUGUAUCCAGUCGAAUGUGUUUAUAAGAGACCUGAGGGCUGGGUUCCCCCGUUCCUGAUGCCUGCGUCGGGCGUCUCUGAAGGCCGAGGCCAGCUGGUCUUCCACAUGGCUCUCCUCGAUGAUCAGUUAACAGGCGUAGCGAAGUCUAAUGUCGUCCCUCUGGGCUCCUUCAUGCCGAUCUGGGCGGCGGUGGAGCAGAAGUCCCAUCAGCCCUUGCUGCUGCUGAUGGAGGAAUGUGUUGCAGCAACCACACCAGAGCUGCACUCUGCCAGCCAGGUUCACCCCAUCAUCAGCAACAAGGGGUGUCUUUUGGAAAGCGUGAGGAGUAACUCUGUGUUCCUGCCUCGCUACCACUCGUCUGCUGUCGUCCUUUACCUGCAGUCCUUCAAGUUCGGUCACGGAGACGAGAUGUACAUCCACUGUAAACUGGUUGCUUGGGACCCUGACUCUUUCGAUGAGAGCAAGAAAACCUGCCAAUACUCAAAGGAAAAUGGGAGGUGGGAACUCCUCGAUGACUCCUUCCAGAGCUCCGUCUGUAGCUGCUGUGACUCAGUCUGCCACUCCCGCUCCAGGAGAGGAGUCGAAUGGGAAUCCCAUGGUGUCCAGCACAAUUCAGUGCUGGGACCCCUGAUCAUUACAGACCCAAAGCCCCACAACGGAUCAGAGGUGUCCUUUUCUCCAGCCAGCCUUCAGAGAGCCCAGUCUAAGCUGAAGGACUUGAGAUCACAACACGGGGGCCAGUAGCUGAUGAUCUCCGCCUCCUGACUUCCAAGAUAAUACGACAUCAGCUUUACAUGAUGAUCUACUUUGACUAUUUCACAUGAGCAUUUAAACUAUCUAAUGUCGUACAUCGAUCUUGAACUCUGCACAAAUAAACCUGGUUUAAACUCCU
Centropristis striata (black sea bass) is the source of this 1310-nucleotide messenger RNA. It is a transcript of the gene zp3f.2, whose product is annotated as zona pellucida glycoprotein 3f, tandem duplicate 2. Gene Ontology annotation, biological process: binding of sperm to zona pellucida; egg coat formation; positive regulation of acrosome reaction. The record is from RefSeq and is a predicted model, not a curated record. Gene Ontology annotation, molecular function: acrosin binding. The transcript is spliced from 10 exons. NCBI's taxonomy places the organism in Eukaryota, Metazoa, Chordata, Actinopteri, Perciformes, Serranidae. Gene Ontology annotation, cellular component: extracellular matrix. Bases 92 to 1162 code for a protein of 356 amino acids.